Messenger RNA from Lactuca sativa (garden lettuce), 1359 nucleotides. RefSeq names its product cinnamoyl-CoA reductase-like SNL6. Lineage: Eukaryota; Viridiplantae; Streptophyta; Magnoliopsida; Asterales; Asteraceae. The record is from RefSeq and is a predicted model, not a curated record. Gene Ontology annotation, molecular function: oxidoreductase activity, acting on the CH-OH group of donors, NAD or NADP as acceptor. Gene Ontology annotation, biological process: steroid biosynthetic process.
ACGAUCGGAUGGUUUACCGGUGAACCAACUCACUAAUUAUUAUUGUCGACCUCCUACUUUUCUUUCCCCACGUCUAUCGUUUCUUCUCAUGUUAACUAUCUCCUCUCCAACUUUCUUUCCUACAUUCUUAUAUAAAGAUGCUGUAACUCGCUUCCAAAACUAACCCAAUUAAGCAUAUACCAAAAGUAUAUAACUUUACACCCCACAAAGAAGUCUUGGUUUACGUUAUCUUUUUCGUUUUUGCGUAUCACUGUGAAGAUGGCACCAGCACUGGAAGCAGUAGAAUUUGAUGGAUCAUCGUCUUCGUUGAAGAGGGUGUGUGUCAUGGAUGCCGGAGGUUGUUUAGGGUCUUCACUUGUCUACAGUCUUCUUCAAAGAGGUUACUUCGUUCAUGCCGCCGUUCAGAGUCGUGUUGAGAUGGAGUCUAUGGAAAGAAGAAUUGUAGACAACAAGAAUGUGAGAGUAUUCCACACCGACCCGAUGGAUUAUCAAAGUAUAGUGGAAGCUUUGGAAGGAUGUUUUGGGUUGUUUUACUCAUUUGAACCUCAAUUUGAUCAACCCUCUUAUGAUGAAUUGAUGGCAGAAAUGGAGGUAAGGGCAGCACAUAAUGUAUUGGAAGCGUGUGCCCAAACCGAUACAAUUGACAAAGUGGUAUUUACUUCAUCUGCCACUGCGGUAUUUUGGAGGGACCCAAGUGACUCAACGCCUUCAUUAGGUGAUUUUGAUGAAAGAAAUUGGAGCAACGUAAAUUUUUGCAAGAAAUUUAAGUUAUGGCAUGGUUUAUCAAAAACAUUGACCGAGAAGACUGCAUGGGCCCUAGCCAUGGACCGAGGGGUGAGCAUGGUGUCCAUAAACGCUGGAUUACUGCUGAGCCCUGAUCUCACAGUCACACAUCCGUACCUAAAAGGUGCAGCCGAAAUGUACAAAGAUGGGGUUUUUGUUACGGUGGACCUUAAAUUCUUGGUAGAUUCUCACAUUUGUAUUUACGAAGACAGUUCUGCUUAUGGUCGAUAUUUGUGCUUCAACCAUGUCAUCAAUUCCAACGAGGAUGCCGUGAAUCUUGCACAAAUCCUAUUACCCGCAGAUAUAUCUUCACUACCACCCAGUAUGAUGGUAGGGGAGAACAAGAUGAUGCCACAAAGAAUAAGCAACAAGAAGCUUAACAAACUCAUGGCUAACUUUGAGGGUGGAGCUACGCUUAGUGCUACAGAAUGAAUUCAAAAUACCGUAUAACAACAUUUGUUGUAAAUAUGUUAAUCUUUUAGUCAUUUUGCCCGCAUAAACACUGAAAAAAAGUAUGUAACUAUUUAUUGUACUUAAGUUAUACGUUGAUAAUAUCAAACAUGUUUAUUAUAUUAA